GAGACUGACACCUGGGCAUCUUCACCACCGCUUCUCCAUCUGCUAAGAGAAAAGGAGAAGCUGCUCAUUCCAGUAAUGAAUCUUAAUCUAUAGCAUGGAGGAAGGCAGUGUGGACAUCAAGGAAGAGGACUGCAGGUGGGAAUCUGUGUUCCAUCAGCAGGAGAGCCCUGCUAUUAUGGAAGAGGAUUGUGAGUUGGUGGUAAAAGACAUUAAAGAAGAACCUUCACCAGUAUUUCAUAGAAAUCUCAUGCAAAAAGAUGAAACGGUAGACAAUGUCAAAGAUGAACAGGUUAAAUCAGUGGCUGUUGUAGGUGAGUUAGACGUGGCACCACAUCAUUCUGUCAAUGUGAGGUCUGAAUCUUUGGAAUUUGACGUGAAGAGAUCAGAACAAUCCUCGAGGUCAAGUCUCUCUGGUGGAGAUUUGCAAGACAUUGGCACCAUCUCCUCACCUUCAUUUCCUCAAACACCUAAGCAGUGCAGAGCAGAACAAAUGCAGAAACAUGAAAAUACAAAGAUAUUAAAAUCGGGACUUGAGAUUCUGACGUUGGCCACUUUGCAGCGGAGUUCCCUGCCUGUUGUGAGACUAACAAGGGCAGAUAAAAGGAACACCAAAGAACAGAGGUGUAGUACAAAUUCAUCUGCUUUGGCUGUUUUACAAGAGCGGAAGAAAAGGUUUAACCCAAAAAGUAAACUCAGGGAUAAGCAUGAUAGUCCUUCAAGAAAGAAGCCACAUUGCUGUUCUGAAUGUGGCAAGCGGUUCUCUUCCCAUAAUUGUCUUCGCAUUCACAAAAGACUUCACACUGGAGAGAAGCCAUACUGCUGUCCUGAAUGUGGAAAGAAAUUUUCACAGUUUUUUGGUCUUCAGUCACACACAAGAAUUCAUACUGGAGAAAAGCCAUACAGCUGUUCUGAAUGUGGCAAACGGUUCUUGCAAACGAGCACUCUUAACACCCACAUGAGAAUUCAUACUGGGCAGAAACCAUACUGUUGUUGUGAAUGUGGUAAAGGAUUCACCACUAGUGGCAGUCUUCACGUCCACAGAAGGAUUCACACUGGGCAGAAGCCAUAUCGCUGUCCUGAAUGUGGAAAAGAAUUCACCUCCAGUGGUGGUCUUCAGAAGCACAGAGCAAUCCAUACAGGAGAGAAGCCUCAUGGGUGCUCCGAAUGUGGACGACGAUUCCUCCGCCGUAGUAAUCUUAAGACACACACAAGAAUUCAUAGUGGAGAAAGGCCAUAUUGCUGUGCCGAAUGUGGCAAACGAUUCACCACCAAUGGCAGUCUUGUCGUUCACAACAGAAUUCACACUGGAGAGAAGCCAUAUUGCUGUUCGGAAUGUGGAAAAGAAUUCACCUUCCGUGCCAGUCGUCAGAGACACAUGAAAAUUCAUGCACAGAGAGACACCACCAACUUUCAGGAUCACUUUACUUGAAAGUAUGCAACAAAUAGAACUUGCCAGUCUUAGAGAUGCAUUGAGACCACACUCGAGACUAAAAAACAGAAAAUGAGAAAGCGUUAGUCACUUGGCAUGUAACAAUACCAACUGACAGGAAAAUACAUGUCCGAAAUAGUUACAAAAGUUAAAGAAUCUGAUAAAUUGGGGAUCAUUAAAGUUUCAGUUUUAAAUGAUUACUCCAUACUCAAAAGUGGAAAGUCAAAAAAUAACUAAGUACUAAGAAGUGCAUUCUGAGAUUAGUGAGAUGUGGAAUAAAACGAUUGAGAUUGUGCUAGAGGUGCUGGGAUCAACAGACUUUACUAAUAAACAACUAACAUGCCCACCUGACGUCCUACCAAUUACCAUCAAUAUAUUCAAACCACAGAAGGUAGCACUUUUAGGGACAAUGUAUGAUUUAGGUUGAUUUCUGGCAGCAAAUUUAAAAGAAUAACACCAGCAGCAGUGUGAAAACGUAUCCAUCCAUCCA
Molecule: messenger RNA, 1919 nt
Organism: Polypterus senegalus (gray bichir)
Lineage: Eukaryota; Metazoa; Chordata; Cladistia; Polypteriformes; Polypteridae
Product: zinc finger protein 501-like
Exons: 3
Coding region: 95-1429 (444 amino acids)
Source: RefSeq, a predicted model, not a curated record